AAAAAGAACAACACCCGGAAACAGUACACAGGUCGCUGUAUUCAGCGGAGCGGGAGCCACGGGGCUGACAGUCUGAGAGACCAAACCCAGAUUAACAGUUUGUGAUCCAGGUGACAGGAUGGAAAAGCAGAGCCAGGUUGUGGAAAGGCUGAGGUCGUCGUUUCGUUCAGGAAUGACAAUACCGGAGCAGUUUCGACGCACGCAGCUCACCAGGCUUUUGUCCAUGAUCAAAGACAACGAGGAACAGAUUUUAAAUGCUUUACAUAAAGACCUCGCAAAGCCAAAGUUUGAGGCCAUCCUGUCUGAGAUUGAUAUAGUGAUCAAUGAACUGCACCACGCCAUCGCUAACUUCAAAAGCUGGAUGCAGCUGGAGUAUGUCAGCAAGAACCUGGCCACAAAGCUAGAUAACUGUUUUGUACGGAGGGAACCUUUAGGAGUUGUGUUAAUCAUUGGGCCGUGGAACUACCCCCUGCAGCUCCUUAUCUUACCCAUGGUUGGAGCCAUUGCAGCAGGAAACUGUGCAAUCAUCAAGCCCUCAGAGGUCAGUGCUGCCACAGACAGUCUGAUGGCAGAGCUCAUUCCCAAGUAUCUGUCUCAGGACUGUUAUGCAGUUGUUCGUGGUGGAGCAGAAGAGACCAAAGCGCUUUUGCAGAAUCGCUUCGACCACAUCUUCUACACAGGUUCUCAGACUGUGGCGCGCAGCAUCCUGCAGGCAGCUUCGGUCCACUUGACCCCAGUGACCUUGGAGCUGGGCGGCAAGUGUCCGUGCUUCAUAUACGGUCGGGUGAACAUCGAAGCUGCUGCUCGCCGCCUGGUGUGGGCUAAGUUUUUCAACUCCGGCCAGAGUUGCGUGGCUCCGGACUAUGUGCUGUGCUCACCGGCCGCGCAGGAGGCCCUGCUGCCUGCGCUGCGUGCAGCCCUGGAGGAUUUCUAUGGCAAGGAGCCGCAAACCUGUCCCGACCUGUCCCGCAUUGUGUCCUCCCGACACUGGACGCGUCUUAUGGACCUGCUUGGGAAGUCCAGUGGCAAAGUUGUCAUAGGAGGAGAGAGCAACGAGGAGGACAAGUAUAUUGCUCCCACAGUGGUUGUGGACGUGGCUGAAGACGAUGCCCUAAUGGAGGAGGAGAUUUUCGGCCCCAUCUUGCCCAUCCUGACCGUGGACUCUCUGGAGAAAGGCAUCGACUUGAUCAACCGUAAAGAGAAGCCGCUGGCUCUCUAUGUUUUCUCUGACGAAUCAUCUGUGGUAAAUACAGUGCUGGAAAAGACCAGCAGCGGAGGAUUCUGCUCUAAUGACGGGAUUGUCCACAUGACCUUGCCCAGCCUACCUUUUGGAGGUGUAGGGGCCAGCGGUUGGGGAAGUUACCACGGCCGCUGGGGCUUUGAGACGUUCAGCCACCGCCGGGCCUGCAUGCUGCGAGGCUGGGCUUUGGAGAGACUCAACAGUCUGCGUUACCCACCUUACAGUGAGGACAAACUCAGCUGGCUGCGCUGGACCACCUCGGCCAAGAACAGCUGCUCGCUCAUGUGAUGACAGGCAGUGGAACUUUUUAAUGUCAUUUUGUAUCUACAGUGUUUUUAGAAUAUAUUCUGUCCUGUGUUUUCUCCUGACUGGAGACAUUCCUACCUGUUCUCACUGCGCUCUUUAUGCCACAUACUUUACUUUCUGGGCUCAUGUUUCCUGCUUUGCACAGUUUAGAGGAGAAAAGCUCAGUGGUGAGUUUUUUUUAAUUGCUAAAACCCUUUACACUGGCUCACAUAUCUUUAUAUUCCAGGGAUUUAACUGCCUGCUUAUUUUAAUGUUCUUGCACUGAAAUCCUUACUUGGUGAGAAUGGUGUCACAGUGUUUUAACAACUUCAUUUGAGUGUCAUUGAGAAUUUAUUAUAUAAUUUUGGUAGCUCGUUUGUUAAUUAGUAUGUUUUCUAUAUCUGCAGAUUCAGAUUUGUUGUUGUCUGUCUUUUAAUAUUGAUUUUCAUGAAAUACUGUAAAUAAAUUUGAAAUUUAACUUUUAUUGCCAAACAGAUUUGUUGGAAAAUUGCCAUUCACAGUAUAGCAAAAUAAAAUAAAAUAUAUUCAGGAUGAAAAUACUGUGUAUACAGAGUAUAUAAAGAAACAGUGUACAUUGUUUAUUGCACAUGGCCCGCUGUCAGAAACAUGGCUAAUCAAGUGAGGUCAGGCUAAGUGUUGGCAUUGAUUAGGGCUAUUGUCCCUGAGUUUGUUUGUCCUUGCCCUCAGCCCCCUGAAUCUCCUUCCAGAGGGCAGCAGCUUAAACACCCAGUGUCCUGGGUGUGUGUGUGCAAUCCCUGCGUGCCCUCUUGAGACAGCGGGUGCUGUAGAGGUCCUUCGGGGAGGGAAGGGGAUGGCCAAUGAUUUUCUGGGCAGUGUUAAUGACCAUUUGUAGUGGCUUCUUGUGUGCCGCGGUACAGCUUGAGAAAGACACAGAUGCAAUAUGUCAGCACAGUCUCAAUGGAGCAGCAGUAUCCGAGGUGUUAGAGCUCCAUUGGAGGUCUGCAUCUGUGUGCUAGAGCUUAAAGCUGGGCACCCUCUCUGCACAUUCCCUGUAGAUGCAGAUGGGCUGCAGGUCGAGCUUCCUCCUCCUGAAGUCAGUGAUCAGUUCUUUGGUCUUCGAGAUGUUGAGGACCAAGUUGUUGUUGCUGUCUCAUUGCUACCAGAGAUGAGCCCCACCACAGUGGUAUUGCCGGCAAACUUAAUGACGGCGUUGUCUGGGUGGAUGCUGACAUAGUCAUAUGUGUACAGAGUGUACAGUAGAGGACUGAGCACACAUCCUUGUGGGUGAGCCGGUGUUGGGGCUGAGGGCUGUGGAGAGAUGGGGACCCUCUCUGACUCUCUGUACCAGGUCAGAUAGAAAGUCUCUGAUCCAGCAGCAGGUUGGAGUCCAACAUCCAGUAGUUUUGCUGUCAGUCUGUCUGAGAGUAUCGUAGCAGAGCUACCUGACCAGCUGGUCUGUGCACUCCCUGAGGACCGUCUGGUCCUGCGGCCGUCCUGGGUUUCACUGCCCUCAGUGUGUGCCUCACCUCAUGCUCCUGCACCAUGAGACUGGAGUUGCUGCAGUCUGCUGUUUGAACUUUGGCUGGACGUCUUUAGUCAUCCAGUGUCUCCGGUUGGGAUACACCCGGAGACCUUUGUCCACAGUGAGGCUGUCGACACAGAAGUUGAUGUAGGAGAGCACAGAUGUGGUGUGCUCCUCCAGGUCCUGAUGUUCAUACUCCAUACAUACAUACAUAACAUACUCCAGUCUGUGUUCUCAAAACAAUCCUGCAGCUGGUGUAAUGCACUCUCCGGCCAUGUUUUCACGAUCUUUGAGGCUGGGGGAGGCUCUCCUCCUGACGGGGGUGCUGCAUACAGGAAGCAGCAGCAUGGACAUGUGAUCUGACAGACCCAGAUGUGGUAGAGGGCUUGCUCCAUAGCCUUAUUGGAUGUUGCUAUAGGCUUUGUCCAGUGUGUUUACACUCCUUGUUGCACGUGUAGCUUUUGACUGGUUCUGUAUCGUAGUACAGAAAUAUCUGUGGGUAUUUGUGUCAAAGAGGAAAGUAAUUUGUUCUAGUUCUAAAAUCCAUUUAGGACCAUGCUAUAUUCACAGCAGGUUUUGGUCUUCACUAAUCUAAAGGCUCAGGGUGCUGAUGCCUGCAGAUUUA
Toxotes jaculatrix (banded archerfish) is the source of this 3654-nucleotide messenger RNA. It is a transcript of the gene aldh3b1, whose product is annotated as aldehyde dehydrogenase 3 family, member B1. Gene Ontology annotation, cellular component: cytoplasm. The record is from RefSeq and is a predicted model, not a curated record. Gene Ontology annotation, biological process: aldehyde metabolic process. Gene Ontology annotation, molecular function: aldehyde dehydrogenase (NAD+) activity. Bases 119 to 1528 code for a protein of 469 amino acids. Lineage: Eukaryota; Metazoa; Chordata; Actinopteri; Toxotidae. The transcript has 10 exons.